AUUAUGACAUUAUGGAACCGCCCGACCUGAGCCUACUGAUGAAUUGCGUAAAAGACUUGGCAACACAAAAGGAAACCAAUGCAUCUCCAUCUUCUUCCUCCCGGCCUGUCGGGAACCCAUCAAAGGCGAAUUUCGAAACUCUUAAUAAAUAUGAAAAACCAACUCCACAAUAUUUCGAUAUUAAUAAAGAUGGUUUCGAAGAUGCAAUGGAUAUCAAUGAUGAUCCUCGCAACGUUUAUGAUGAAGAACCAUCUUGCAGUUUUUCGAUUUCUGGAAGAGAAGCGCGAAACGAUCCCAAUAAUGAAAAGAACAUCUCGGUUCAAAUGGACGUGACGCGUAUGGAUGACGACGAUGAUGAAUCAAUUCAGCGCGGUUCUUUCAAAGGUCACCGCUUACCAUCACCGUCAUCGUCAUCAUCCAACAGACGAUGUCUAGGUGACAAGCUGUCCACGCCGGGACUGUCUAAAAAGAGAAUUCUGGGAUCAAUGAAUCAGUCCAUCAGAAAAGGAAAAUUCGUUUCACCAUUGCUAAAACGCAAAGAAAAUCGUGGAGACGGUUCAAAGUAUAGCAGAAAAGAUUAUUCUUACAACACUUUGGUUUCUAAAAGGAAUGAGGAUACUGAGGAGGAAAUAGAUGAAAGAUUAAAGAACAUCGAACCAAAGAUGAUAGAAUUAAUCCAAAACGAG
Molecule: messenger RNA, 686 nt
Organism: Acaulospora morrowiae
Lineage: Eukaryota; Fungi; Glomeromycota; Glomeromycetes; Diversisporales; Acaulosporaceae
Source: the annotation of a GenBank genome assembly